ACAGUAACCAUGACAACCACCGUGACGAGCUUACAUUAGUAAACUUCGAAGUAACGUUUACGACGAAGCUGUAAACUACAUAAAAGUCGUUUUAUUUUCCCUUGAGUGACAUUUCAGUAGGUUUUUACAACAAAAUGGACGUGUCUGUAAUCUUCCCUGCCGAAGCAGAAGGGUUUAUCCAAAGUCUGGAGACUUUCUCUCUAAAGGAGGUGGGCUCUGCGAGGUAAGAUGAAGCUAACGUUGGUGUAAACAUUGAACUGUUGAAAAGAUUCCUCUUGUUGGGUCGUCUGUUGUCUUGACCCAAGAACAAUAUCGCUGAAAUUAGUAACACCAGGUGAUUUUUACCUGAAAUAAUAUACCCAAGAAAAAGUACUUGUCAUCAAAAUAUAUCAAAAUAGGACAAUAAAUGACAAAUUAAAGUAGUUUGCUUUUAUGUUUAACCGUGUAAUGUCCAAAGGGAGGGAAAAAAAUAUAAAAAUGCAACAAAAUAACUGAAAUUAGGCAUUCAUGAACAAAAAAUUCCUAAUAUAUAUAUAAGUAUGUAUGUGAGUCUUUCCUUGUGGCGGCACAAGAACAGGCCUUGAGCACCAGAGCAAUAGAGGCCCAGAUCUACCAUACCAGGCAAGAUCCCAGGUGCAGGCUGUACAAAAGGGCCCUGAAACAGUUCAACACCUAACAGCAGGAUGUAAGAUGGCAAGAAAAGCAUACAUGGAACUCCAUAAACCAAGUAGCCGGUAUAGUGUACACAGGAACAUCUGUGCAGAAUAUGGACUGGAAACCCCGAGGUCAAAAUGGGAAGCACCUCCCAAGGUGAUAGAGAAUGACCGAGCCAAGAUCCUGUGGGGCUUCCAGAUACAGACCGACAAAAUGGUAAUGGCCAACCAACCAGACAUUGUAAUCGUAGACAAACAGCAGAGGAAAGCCGUCGUGGUAGAUGUCGCCAUCCCAAGCGAUACCAACAUCAGAAGGAAGGAACGUGAAAAACUAGAGAAGUGCCAAGGGCUCAAAGAGGAGAUAGAGAAAGCCUGGAAGGUGAGGGCAACAAUGGUGCCUGUGGUCAUUGGGGCACUCGGGGCAGUAACCCUCACACUGGAGAAGUGGCUCCAACAGAUCCCUGGGGAAACAACAGACAUCUCACUCCAGAAGAGUGCAGUCCAAGGAACAGCAAGGAUACUGCGCAGGACCCUCAAGCUCCCAGGCCUUUGGUAGAGGACCCGAGCUUGAAAAGACACAAUACCGCCCGAGAAUUGGUAACUUUUGGGUGGUUUGUGCACAAAUAGGAGACAUUUCCUGGUUUUAUUUUGAAACCAGAUACCAGGCAUGCGUGAAAGUUGUGUUCAUAGGUGCUUUGUCAUGAUUUCUCUGUUUCUCUGUGUUGACAGGUGGUUCAAGCAACACGAGUACAUUGAAAAACUUAACAUGCAGGCGAUACUGAAUGCAUCAGCCACGCACGACGAGUUUGUCAAGGACCUCCUGGUGUCCCAUGGAAAGGUAACUGUUGUGUUUUACAGAUGGCUGAACAAACAUGAACAGUGUCUUUACUCAGGUUAGGAAAGGUUACCUGAUUUAUACCAGAUUUCUUCUUUUCCCCUUUAGAUACCUGUUCUGGUCCAUGAAAUGAUCCUUGUUGAAGUGUGGAAACACAAAGUUUUCCCUGUCUUGUGUCAGUUGCAGGACUUUAAUCCCAAGAACACGUUUCAUCUUUACAUGGUGGUGAGUUUCAAACAAGCUGUAAAAUAAUUGUCGGCUGGCAGCACUUAUGACAUACUAUCUGUUCUUGAAUUCCUCAUUCUUAGAUCCACCAUGAGGCCACAAUCAUAAACCUGCUUGAAACUAUAAUGUUUCAUAAGGUCAGUAUAUACAGUCAGAGGAAACACUGAGUUUAUUUGUGUUACAUUACACACUCACUCAGCUGGGUUUAGCUCUGUGUGACAUUUUGAAUGACUCUCAUAUUUCUUGUAGGACUCUUGUGACGCAGCCGAUGACUCUGUUCUGGACUUGGUGGAUUACUGCCAUCGCAAACUCACCCUUCUCGCCAGCAAAGCGAUCCAGGAGGGGGCAACAACCCGUGGCAAUCACAACCUUUCAGAGCAAACAGCUGUGUCCUCUUUGGAGGUAUGGAAGUCUCAGAUUCAGGCUGCAAUAUUCGAACUAUAGCAGAGGACUCCUUUAACUUACACUGCUUUCCAUCUUUCCCCUUGGUGAAGGAGUUACAGACGCAGAGUGCUGAUCUGGAGUUCGAAAUCUCUCUGAAGGCUGUGUCUGUGCUGCGCUACGUCACUGAUCACACCGACAGGUAUAGAAAAUAAAAGAUAGAAAGUUUAUUAACCAUUUAGUUUUCGAAAAGGAACAGUUAUGAAAAUGCCUGUCACAUAUUUCAGAGCUGAGGUAAACAUCAUUCAACAGUUUUACAGUUUCAGUUUUAAAAACUGUGAAGCAGAAAUGAGGACUUGAGUCAUAUUUUUAUUAUUUUAUUUUAUUGAUCUUUUGGUCAGACACAUACAGAGAAAAACAUACACUUCUUAGUUAAAAAAAACACUGAAAUAUGCUGUCUUUUUUUCUCCUUUUUCAUAGUCUUUAACUUUACAAACAAGAACACACACUCUAAACACAAAUAUGAGUCUGCAGUCCAGCAAAAACAUACAAACAAGCCAGACUUACACCAAAAAAAAUAAUUAAUUAAUUAAUUAAUUAAUUGAAAAAUAAAGUAAAAUAAAAAAUAAAAAUAAUAAUUCACCCUAGGAAGUCUACAUAGUAUACAUGUAUACAGUGGAAUACAGUAUCCUGCAUUAAAAAAAUACAAAAAAGAAAUAUUACGCAGAGGUUGGCAGUGUCAAUCUUUCACAUCCCACAAUUGAGCAAGGAAUGGGCCCAUAUUUCAUUAAACAGAUCCUCCCAACCAGCCACUCUAUAAGAGAUCAAACUUGAGUCAUAUCCAACUUAACGUGACUUCAGACUUGACUGGGAUGUGUUUUUGGACUUGUGGGCGAUCUUUUUAUUUUGUAUUUUUAUCACACUUGACCUUAAGCAUCUGGUGCACAAGCUGACAGUGAUGUACCGGCACUAAAAUCAGCAUGUGGCCUGCAGCUGCUACAGUGCAGUGUUUCCCUGUUAUGGACAAUACCCAGGCAGGCCCCUUGAGUAUGUUUACCAACCUUUUUUUACUUGUUCUUUAUCUGUAGCCUAACAGACCAUCAUCAUCUGCAAUAAAGAAAUGAACAAUCUCCUCCGUCGAGUUUGUUGUUAAUAGUAUCUUAUAGAUCAGCACUGCAGGUGAUCAGAGAGAAAAGAGAGAUCUCUGCUUCUUAUGCAACGAUCGAGGUCAAGUUGUUAUUUUAGCUCUAACACUAACACUCCUCACACAGCUGUUUUUGCAGUUGCAGCUGGUUGCUACACUCCCAGUCAUAGAUUGUCAUCAACAACCGUUUUCAAUGCAAAGAUAACCUGUUAUGCUAACAGAUCAGUCUCUGGAACGAGUUGCCCUUGAGCAUUAGACAGGCCUCCUCGUUUCCUGUUUUUAAAUCCCUUUUAAAAACGCACUUUUAUUCCUUGGCUUUGAAUACAUUUUAGUGUUAUUUUGUUUGUUAUCAUCUUAGCACUUGCCAUGAGCCUGCUUAUUUAUAUAUUUAUUUACUUUUUGCAUUUAUGUAUUUUUGCUCGCUCUAUCUUGCUCUUUGCUUGUUUUAUUUGCUUUUAUGUCGCAAUGUACAGCACUUUGGCUACCCCCUGUGGUUCUUUUAAAUGUGCUAUAGAAAUAAAGUUGAUUGAUUGAUUGAUUGAAAAUGUGCACUGGCAUCCUAUUGAUCAGCAAUUUCAAACAAUAAGACAAUGACGGGCCUAAAGGAAAUGUAGGAAAUAGUUGUAAUAUUUAUGUACAACCUUUACUUCAUAUCUAAGGCUGAUUGGAGAACAAUACAUGUUUUUCUUUCUUUCUUUGCAGCAUUAGUGUUAUAAAUCGUUUGCUGUGCACUCACAACAUGCCGUGUGUCUUAGUUCAGCUGAUUGACUGCUGUCCCUGGAGCCGCCGCAGAGAAGGUACGGCUAAUCAUCACAGGUGUGCUUAUGAAGCAUGUCUUUGAAUGUUUGUAUGUAAAGCCGUAACAUGCAACUUUUCCCUCAAGGUGCUGUUGAGAAGUACAUAAACGGAAAGUGGCAGAAGACCCCGGCUGAAGACUGUUUGAAGAUGACCAAACUUGACGGUCAGGUUUGGAUUUCACUGUACAAUCUGUUACUGAAGGAGGACUGCCAGAGGAAGUAUGACUUCAACAGCUUUAACAAAAACCAGAUUCUGAAGGUAUACAGAGACGAACAACGGUCAAUGAUUUAUCAUGCUUUCAGUGUCUGCUGUGUAUUAUCUGUAAACUGAGGAGCAGGAAGUGUGUGAGCGCCAGAUCAUUGUCCCCGAAGUGGUUAAAACACAGAUUCAGUUUCCAAGAGUUGUUUUGACAAAGAUGUUUCCUUCCAUUAUAUCAUUUCUCAUCCUCUUCCUGUUUCAUUAAUUACAUAAACAGAGAUUGUUUUUAUCCUCCUGUUAUCACUCGUUUCAUGUGCAUUUAGUCUGUUUAACCACUGUAUAGAAUUAUGAUGAUCUCUGACAUAGUUAUUUUUGCUGCUGCCUUAUUUGUGGGUUUAUUGUUUCUGUGUCACAGCUUCGAGGUUUCCUGACAGAGGUGUUAAUAGAUCAGCUGCCAAACCUGGUGGAGCUGCAGCGUUACCUGGCUCAUCUUGCCGUGACAGACCCUGCUCCACCCAAAAAGGAGCUCAUCUUAGAACAAGUACACACCCACAUACAAAUAUAGCUUUUAGCGUUUUUAACACAAAUACCGUCAUGACAGUGUGUGUUUAAUUUCAGCUCUGAUUUAUGUUUAGAUCCCAGAGAUGUGGAACAGCAUUGUUAGAGAGAAUUCUGGGAAGUGGAAGGCCAUAGCAAAACAUCAAGUCAAAGAAACAUUCAACCCAUCAGAGAGUGACCUGAGGUUACAGGCACGGAGGUAACUAUGACAAACACAGGCCUGUGUAAUCAAAGCGAUAUGCCGGCGUAAAAUUGUGUGAGGGUCAAACACACUGAAACACAGAGUUAGACAUCCCCAAGAGAGAUGAAUGUUGUCGACCGUUUGCUUCUCUAGUUAUACCGACUUUUGUAACUACAGCACGAUAGCAGUACACAGCAGUCUGAGGAGCCAUAAACAAACCUCAACCAAAACGCCACUCUAUAGCCACAAAUAAUAAUUAAUAAUAAUUUCUUUAGCAAAGAGACUAAACACAACUCACCUACUCUCAUCCAGCAGCCGCUUGUUUGUAGCGAGACUUAAGGCCAAUCAAUUGCGCACUGCUGGGGGACGCUUGACGCAGCUCAAGGAAGAAAAUUUAUGAUCAUUUCUUCAUGGAAAUGCAAUCAGACCAAGAUGCUAAGGCAGAAGAACUACCGCGUCUGCAGUGCAAAAUGAUCAAUAUGGUGAUUAUUACUUCAAGGAAAUGAUAAAGAAAUGAUCAUAAAUGUUCUUCCUUGAGCUGCGUCACCCCGCAGCAGUCUGUAAUAGACUGUCCCGAGGUCUCGCUACAAACAAGCGGCUGCUGGAAGAGAGUCGGUGAGUUGUGUUUGAUCUCUUUGCUAAAGAAAUUAGUCAAAGUUAAAAAUAUGUGUGGUGGCUAGUGCUAUGGCUAGGACCCUAUAUGUACUGUUGAUGAAGUUAGGUGCUGUUCUGAGCAUUAUUUGUGGCUAUAGAGUGACGUUUUGGUUGAGUGGUGUAUUGCUAUCAUGUGGUCGUUACUAAAGUUGGUACAACUAGAGAAGCAAGCAGUCAGCAACAUUGGUCUCUCAAGGGGGUGUCUAACUCGGUGUUACGUUGUGUUCGACCCUAAAUUAAUUUUACGACAGAAUAUCCCUUAAAGGUAUAGAUUUAUGUGAUGUAAUGUUUUGUGUUGAGUGAUGUUUUUUUUUUCUCAAGGUUGGCCCAGACCUACAACCUGGACGUGAUGGAGAGUUUACUCCCUGAGAAGCCUAAGUGUGGAUCCUGUGGGAAAGAAGCUACAAAGAGAUGCUCCCGAUGUCAGGGAGAGUGGUACUGCCACAGGUGAGGCUUCAGCUGAUGUAGGUCAGCAAAAAUGCAGCUGCUGUCUCUUGUAGCAAAGGAAAGUCUUGAUUUGGGUGAAGACUUAAAGACAAGAAAGAAAGAAAUGAACGCCAGAAAAUCACAACUCAGACAUCGAGACAGAGCUUUGAGUUAAAAUGGACUGAUGGAUGAUGUGUAUGUUGAUACAUGGAUGAUUAGAUAGUGAGCUGGUGAGUGGAUGGAUAUGUUUCUGCUGAUGUAAAAUCUCAUCUUCAACUUAUUGUCAUGUUUUUUUUUGUUUCUUUUAGAGAAUGUCAAGUAAAGCACUGGCCUAAGCACAAGACAGCCUGUCAACUAAUAGCUGAGGCCACAGAGACGAUCCAGAGGGACUUAAAAAUUGACAGCUAAAGGAGGCAGGACGUGAAAAGAGAACAGAUCUGUCUCAUAUAUUUUAUACAGGAACAACUUUGUCUUACCACUGUACAAAACUUCAUUUCCUGUUUCACUGGAUUGUUUUUUCCUUUAUCUGUUCCCAUGAUCAUACUUUGGCACACUCUUAAUAAACUAAGUGUGGAGGCAGGUAUUUCCACAUUCUCCUCUGCUAAGAUUUCUUUCAUACCAUACAGUGGCUGUAAAUAAAAAGUUAUUGGCUGCC
Molecule: messenger RNA, 6708 nt
Organism: Xyrichtys novacula (pearly razorfish)
Lineage: Eukaryota; Metazoa; Chordata; Actinopteri; Labriformes; Labridae
Source: the annotation of a GenBank genome assembly